Messenger RNA from Rotaria sordida, 508 nucleotides. The record is from the annotation of a GenBank genome assembly. Lineage: Eukaryota; Metazoa; Rotifera; Eurotatoria; Philodinida; Philodinidae.
AUGUACUCAAAAGCGGGAGAAGUCGUUCAAGAGGUGUUCAGUUCUCUUCGUACUGUGCUUUCGCUCAAUGGUGAGAAAGUCGAAGAAAAAAGAUACGAAAGCAAAUUGAAGGCGACUCGUUGGAGUAGUAUACGCAAGGGUGCCGCUUUUGGUCUUCUUGCUGGAUGGAUCUAUCUAAUAGGAUACAUUAUUUAUUCUGUUGGUUUUGCUUUCGGCUCAUCUCUCAUGCAUCAAGAAGGACACAAAAAACUCAGUUUUAGUGAUCUUCUUGUGAUAGUGGUUACUUUGGCACGACUUAUCACUAAUAUUGCCUUUGUUAGUCCUUUCUUUCAAUUAUUGGAAGAAGCUCGAGGUGCUUUAAUGCCUGUAUUUCGAUUGAUCGAUGAGGAAGAGAAGACAAGUAUAAAUGAGACACAAAUAUUCCAAGAUUCCGUUGCUUGUGAAGAAGCUAUCAACAUGAAUGGUGAUAUUCAAUUUGAUAAUGUCAACUUUGCCUAUCCAGCUCGAC